Messenger RNA from Linum tenue, 1506 nucleotides. The record is from the annotation of a GenBank genome assembly. NCBI's taxonomy places the organism in Eukaryota, Viridiplantae, Streptophyta, Magnoliopsida, Malpighiales, Linaceae.
ACGAAUUCUUUUCCUUGGUUAACAAUAUUCGUAGUUUUACCGAUAUCCGCGGGUUCCUUAAUUUUCCUUUUCCCUCAUAAAGGAAAUAAGGUAAUUAGGUGGUAUACUUUAUAUAUAUGUAUCUUAGAAUUUCUUUUAAUGACCUAUGCAUUUGUUUAUUAUUUCCAAUUGAACGAUCCAUUAAGCCAAUUAACAGAAAAUUAUAAAUGGAUCCAAUUUUUUGAUUUUUACUGGAGAUUGGGAAUAGAUGGACUUUCUAUAGCACCGAUUUUAUUGACAGGAUUUAUCACGACUUUGGCUACUUUAGCCGCUUGGCCGGUUACUCGGGAUUCCCGAUUAUUUCAUUUUCUGAUGUUAGCAAUGUAUAGCGGUCAAAUAGGAUUAUUUUCUUCUCAAGAUCUUUUACUUUUUUUCAUUAUGUGGGAGUUAGAAUUAAUUCCUGUUUAUGUACUUCUAUCUAUGUGGGGAGGAAAAAAACGUCUGUAUUCCGCUACAAAGUUUAUUUUAUAUACUGCAGGAAGUUCCAUUUUUUUAUUAAUAGGAGCUUUGGGUAUCGCUUUAUAUGGUUCCAAUCAGCCAACAUUUAAUUUUGAAACAUCAGCCAAUCAAUCAUAUCCUGCGGCUCUGGAAAUAUUAUUCUAUAUUGUAUUUCUUAUUGCUUUUGCUGUCAAAUUGCCGAUUAUACCCUUUCAUACAUGGUUACCAGACACCCAUGGAGAAGCGCAUUACAGUACUUGUAUGCUUCUAGCAGGAAUCUUAUUAAAAAUGGGAGCGUAUGGAUUGAUUCGAAUCAAUAUGGAAUUAUUGCCCCGCGCACAUUCUAUAUUUUCCCCCUACUUAAUAAUAGUAGGCGCAAUCCAAAUAAUCUAUGCAGCUUCAACAUCUCCUGGUCAACGAAAUUUAAAAAAGAGAAUAGCCUAUUCAUCUGUGUCUCAUAUGGGUUUCCUAAUUAUAGGAAUUAGCUCUAUAAGCGAUAUGGGCCUCAAUGGGGCCGUUUUACAAAUAGUAUCGCAUGGAUUUAUUGGCGCUGCACUUUUUUUCUUAGCGGGAACGGGUUAUGAUAGAAUACGUCUCGCCUACCUUGACGAAAUGGGGGGGCUGGCGGCCCCAAUGCCAAAGAUAUUUACGAUGUUCAGUAUCUUAUCACUAGCUUCGCUCGCAUUACCGGGCAUGAGUGGUUUUUUUGCCGAAUUGAUAAUAUUCUUUGGAAUAAUUACCGGACCAAAAUAUCUUUUAAUAUCAAAAAUACUAAUUACUUUCGUAAUGGCAGUUGGAAUGAUAUUAACUCCUAUUUAUUUAUUAUCUAUGCUACGCCAGAUGUUCUAUGGAUACAAGUUGUUUACUGCCCCAAACUCUUAUUUUUUUGAUGCUGGGCCCCGGGAGCUAUUUGUUUCCAUCUCUCUCCUUCUGCCUGUAAUAGGUAUUGGUAUUUAUCCGGAUUUUAUUUUUUCACUAUCAGUUGACAAGAUCGAAACUCUUUUAUCUAAUUAUUUUUAUAGUUUCUAG